GCGGUGUGCUGCGGCCGGGCCGGGUGAAUGGGAUUGAAGAAGAGUUCAGCUUCUCGGCUUGUUUUUGUGUUACAGUUUCUCUCCUCCUGCGCCUCUUCGGCUUCGUGCCGCCCUCCCCGCCCGCUCCCUCCUCCCCGCCGCAGGAGGAGCCCCCCGCGGAGAGGGGGAAGGAAAAGGACCCCACAGAGGCGAGAGCGAGCGAAGAGGAGGAGGAGAAGGGAGCAACCUACCAUCUUCCACUCCCCGCUUAGCUUAAAGAAAGUGAGAGGAGAGAGAGAGAGGCGCCCAGAAGAGGGGGACAGGGAGGCCCAGAGGAGCGGCGGCGCCGGCACCCUCCCCCUAUGAAGAAGAGUCCUCCCCCUCACAGAGAGGUCCUGCCAGGGGGACCCCGGCCGGCCCGCAGCAGCACCGCCGCCGCCAGCAGGCGCCGGGAAAAUUCCGUUUCUUCAGCAACUUGUUAUUCCGGAGCCGGGCCUGCUCCCCCCGCCCUGGGGCUGCCCUUCCCGCACAGGAGGGGGUAGAGAGCUGAAAGGGAUAACUUACUCAAAACUGGACUGGUGUUAAAGAGGAAACCAGAAACUAAAGGCACUGGAAUCAGCAAAGACACUUCUAGAGAAAGUGGAGAAGGUAGAGAAUGGAGCUGCAGACUCUACAGGAGGCUCUGAAAGUGGAAAUUCAGGUUCACCAGAAAUUGGUUGCCCAAAUGAAGCAAGAUCCACAGAUAUUUUUUCUUUCUAAUCAGAACGCUGAUUUGAAGAAACAACUUCAUGAACUUCAAGCCAAAAUCACAGCUCUGAGUGAGAAACAGAAAAGAGUGGUGGAGCAGCUUCGGAAGAAUUUGAUAGUGAAGCAGGAACAGCCAGACAGUAAAUUUCAAAUACAGCCAUUGGCACAGUCAGAAAACAAACUACAGACACCACAGCCACAACCACUACAACAGCUACAGCAGCACCACCAUCAACAGCAGCAACAGUCCACGGCACCCUCUCCAAACGUGAUAGGAUCACAGAAAACUGUAACUACAGCUUCUAUGAUCACCACUAAGACACUACCUCUCGUCUUGAAAGCAGCAACUGCGACCAUGCCUGCCUCUGUUGUGGGUCAGAGACCUACCAUUGCCAUGGUUACUGCUAUCAACAACAAUCAGAAAGCAGUCCUCAGCACUGAUGCGCAGAAUGCACCAGUCAACCUCCAGACAACAAAUAAGGUCACUGGGCCAGGAGCUGAGGCAGUCCAAAUAGUGACAAAAAACACAGUAACUUUGCAGGUUCAGGCUACGCCUCAGCCCAUAAAAGUGCCGCAGUUCAUCCCUCCUCCCAGACUUACUCCUCGUCCAAAUUUUCUUCCACAGGUUCGACCUAAACCAGUUGCCCAAAAUAACAUUCCUAUUGCCCCUGCACCUCCUCCAAUGCUUGCAGCUCCUCAGCUUAUUCAGAGGCCUGUGAUGUUGACAACAAAGUUCACACCCACCUCUUUACCCAACUCUCAGAACUCCAUCCAUCCAGUUCGUGUAGUUAAUGGGCAAACAGCAACCAUAGCCAAAACUUUCCCUAUGGCACAGCUCACCAGCAUCGUGAUAGCAGCACCGGGCACCAGGCUUGCUGGGCCUCAGACUGUACAGAUCAGCAAACCAAACAUUGAAAAACAGGCUAUUAAACCACAUGUGGAAACAGAAGAGAAGCAAACAGAAAGUCGUACAGUUACUCCACCUGCUGCACCGAAGCCAAAACGAGAAGAAAAUCCACAGAAACUUGCCUUCAUGGUGUCUCUGGGACUAGUUACUCAUGACCACCUGGAAGAAAUCCAAAGUAAGCGACAAGAGAGGAAAAGAAGAACAACAGCAAAUCCAGUGUACAGUGGAGCCGUUUUUGAGCCUGAGCGCAAGAAGAGUACAGUGACGUACCUGAACAGCACAAUGCACCCCGGGACACGUAAAAGAGGUCGUCCACCUAAAUACAACACGGUGUUGGGGUUCGGGGCUUUGACCCCCACGUCCCCUCUCUCCAGUUAUCCUGACUCCCCUGAAAAUGAAAAGACAGAGACCACAUUUACUUUUCCCGCAGCUGUUCAGCCUGUGUCCCUGCCUAGCCCCAGCUCCACAGACGGUGAUAUCCAUGAGGAUUUUUGCAGCGUUUGCAGAAAAAGUGGGCAGUUGCUGAUGUGUGACACUUGUUCACGUGUUUAUCACCUGGAUUGUCUGGACCCGCCUCUGAAAACCAUUCCUAAGGGCAUGUGGAUCUGUCCCAAAUGUCAAGACCAGAUGCUAAAGAAGGAGGAAGCAAUCCCAUGGCCAGGAACUUUAGCAAUUGUUCAUUCAUAUAUUGCAUAUAAAGCAGCAAAAGAAGAGGAAAAACAGAAACUACUUAAAUGGAGUUCAGAUUUAAAACAGGAAAGAGAACAACUAGAGCAGAAGGUCAAACAGCUCAGCAAUUCUAUAACAAAAUGCAUGGAAAUGAAGAAUACCAUCCUUGCAAAACAGAAGGAGAUGCACAGCUCCUUGGAGAAGGUAAAACAGCUGAUCCGCCUCAUCCAAGGCAUCGACCUUUCAAAACCCAUAAACUCUGAGGUCAAUUCAGUAGCCAUCUCCAACGGCAUGGACUCCACUAACAAUACUAAUGCUGCCACCUCCACCUUAGCCCCCUCCCCUUCCCAGAGCUGCAUGGUGAACUGUAACAAGGGCGAUGAGACUAAAUAACACAGUGAAGUUAAGAAGGAGCCAAGGGAGGUGGCGGCGAGGAGAAAGAGCAAAAUAAAGAAACUCUAGAAAAGCAAAACUGGAUUUCUUCUGGAAAGUGCAGAAUUCUUUAGUUCUUUGGUUCCAGAGAGAGCGUGAAGAUGCUUGUGCCAGGCGGCACCGGAGUUUGCCAAUUGAUCCUUCUUAUUCUGUGUGUACAUGCGAAGUUUGGAUCAUGUUACAUGAAUAGUGCCAGCUGGGGGUUCUUUGCCAGCACCAUGCCAAGUGAAAUAAUAUAUUUACUCUCUCUAUAUUUUACACCAGUGUGUGCCUGCAGCAGCCUCCACAGCCACUAUAGGUUUGUUUUAUUUUUGUUUGGGGUGAGGAGCAGGGAUAAGGGAGGAGAGCAGGUUUCAAGUUCCUAUUUGCAGAACAGUUUGUUUAGCUAGGGGAAAACAAAAACAAGUCCAAAGAGCCUAUGGGCUUUUCCUGUUUCUAAACUCUCAGUACUAUUAAACCAAAAAACCAGAAAUAUAAAUUAUCAAAUCCCAGUGCCCAGAAGGGACAAGUCUAUCAAAUGAGCAGUAUUUACUAUUGUUUAGACAGGAGAUGUACAAAAGGAAAGGAGAUGGACUUUUCACUGAGUAACCAGCACAUAGAAUCAUAGGAUAUGCUGAGUCAGGAUCACCGAGUCCAACUCCUGGCCCCACAGGACACCCCAAGAAUCACACCACGUGCCUGAGAGCCUAUGGGUCCUCACACUCAUCCAGAAAGUCUGUUUUGGGAAUGGGAAAAGAGAGGGCCAGAAGCCAGGGUCAGCUGGGAGCAUUGGAUAGAGGUGUCCCAAGAGAAAAUGUGCAUCAAUUACUUGAAAAUGAGAUUCCAUCCCUUUUCUGUAUUUAUAAACAACACAGGUAUCCUGAACAAAGUAGCACAUAACCCAGAUGUGUGAACUCAACAGAGAAAUGUCCUUUUCUUUCACUUCCUUUCUCUUCUUUUGGUAACAAGAACUAAAUAAGGAAUAGAAAAGCUGUUUUUCAGGCUGACAGUCUAAUUAAAGAGGUAGAUGGGACCUUGCAUGGUAUAGAUUAGAAGUAAUAGUGUCAGUGAGAUACAGUGAGUCUUUGUGAGUCCUUGUGUCAUCGUUUUGGGCACUGUUUUUUUAUGCAAGGGCAAAAUCUUUGUAUCUGGGGGAAAAAAAAAACAACUUUUUUAAAUUAAAAAGGAAAAUAAAAGAUAUUGAGGUCUUCCUAGUGUUACUUAAAAUAAGAUCAAGGUAAGAAACAUUGUAAAAAAAAUUACAAAAGUGCUAUUUGUUUCCUAAACAAGUGAUUUCUAUUAAAAAGGUGUCAGAACUGGAGAAAAUGCUGUGUACUUAGAAUUUUUUAACACAGACUUUGCUUAUUUAUGAUGAUAUUCUGCUGUGUUUUUGUUCUAAAAUCUAAUGGGACAGUUUCCAUAGGUUCUACCAUAUAUCUACUGGCUAAAGUCUAAAGAGAAUCAAAUCCUACAGUGCUGGAUCUCACCCCAUCUGGAGGAUGUCCCAGGCUUGUCUCUGCUGUUACUAUCUCUCUCCCAUUCUUCCAUGUGUUUGUAACCCAGAGAAAAGCAGUUGGCAGUGUGCUUGUGUAAGGCUUUAAUAGUUCUGUGAUACAGACUGAAUGAGAGACAGUGAGUUGGACUGAAAUCACCCUCUGUUCUCUCCUCUUGUUCAAGUUCAUCUCUAAUGUAUAAUCUUUUCACUCUGGACAGAACUUGCUUUGUGCUUCCUGACUCUGGGCUCUGGCUCAGUUUAGGGUGCUGAUUCUGGUCAGGUUGUGUCCCAGGGCUGUCUGGCUUCACUACUACAUUUACAUGUUUGGGCAAAGCCCAUUUCCACUGGAAGUACCAGGAAAACUCCCUUUACUUCCUUACUUCCUGUGGGAGCACAGUGAGCCACUGCCCACACAGGGUGAGGCAGUGUCCCCAGUGUGGUGGCCUUGAGAGCAUGUGUUGGGUGGUGAGGCAGACCUGCUCAGCUGUUCCACAGUGAAAGAUAGAAAAGCUUUGCAUUUCAAGGAUGCAUUUCUGAGCAAGUGAAUACUCCAGACACCACACAGCCUGAGAGAGUUUCUUUGCUGCCCCAGCCAAGUGGGCUUCUGUGGAGUUCUUGGAGCUGUUUUAUUCCCUCUCCUUUAGGUUGCCCUUCUGCCCUUUAAGGACUUGUAUUCCUUCUCUAGGAGUGUGCACUAUUUUCAGCUCUGGGCUCAGAACUGAUACCCUGAGUUCUCACAUUUGUCUAAGUUGGGAAAGUGAUUCUUACACACACUUCUGAGCUGAACCCUGACUCUGUCUUUUGAUGUGUGAGUUCUGUUCUGGAACUAGCAGAGCUGGAAGGAUCAGUUAGCAGAAGUGGCAGGGAGACAGCUGGGCAGACACUGUCAAAAUGGAUCAUACUAAAAAGUCCUUCCAUCAAUCCAGUUACCAAUGGGGUCAUUACCAUUGGGCAGCACUAGGCCAGCAACCCACAGCAUUUAAACGAAGGACUGUCUAUUUCAAGGGUUGAUGAGAAAAAACAAACUGAACAUGAGCCUUCUGUAGAAUAUGAGCAGUCAGCUAACAGCCAGAUAUUCAAGAGAAGAUGCCUUUUGGAACAUGUUGGUCUUCAGCUGAGCAUUUGAGUGAUUCUUAACAGCAUCUUCUGAAGCAUUGAGUAUUCCUGGUAAGAGACUGUCUCCAGGGAUAGGUGUGCUGAGUCUUUGUGGUUCUCAUGCUCUUAUUUCUGGGUUAACCUGAGCUCUCUUGGAAGCAGUGCACUAUUUGGAGGUAGGAGGCUGUGCCUGGAGACUCAAUAGUCCUUCUGAUUUCUUUCCUCAUUCAGGAGAGGAUGGGAAUGAAAUUCACUAGUAGCCAUAUUUAAAUUUGCACAGAGUUAAUCAGCCAGGAGAUGUUAAAACAGCUAUUACUACUUUCCUGAGGCAUCUGCUUGUCUCCAGAACCCAAGCAGAUAAGUACAGAUUUUAUAUCCCUUUUGUUACAGCAUUUGUGUUCCAGACUGUAAAAGGAUGCCUUUACUUAAUCAUUACUUGGCAGAAAAAUGAUCUUAGACUUUUUGAUGCUGCUUAGGUAGUUUUCUUUCUCUCUCACUGAUCCUGUUGGGAUGCUUUUCUCCUGGCUCUGCAACAGUAUUAGCCAAUAGGCAAGGAGCAUUCCUAGGGCUGCACUGACACUGGCAAUAAUGCUGCUGUGUAGACACAGUGAAUUUGGGUUAUCUCUGCCCAAUUACCUACAACAGGGUAGAAGGAGAAUUGGUGUUUGCUAGAUACAGAGGAAAAUGGGUUUUUUUCUUAGCUGCUGUAAGAGGUUCCAAUCAAGGGAGAAAUUUAAACUGUGAUAGCUUAAAGAUCAAGCUUUUCUUUUGGGUUCAUACUGGUUUGGGGUUUUUUCUCAUGUAAUAUUUGAGAUAGAAUGAGUUUCUACUGAAAAUUACGCUCUUUGGGAAGCUGUCAUACUGGCUGUGGUUUUGUUUUUCCAAACCACCAUCAAGAUAUUAACUAAUUCUUAUGUCAUUGCUUAUCAUUGGUGGGAAAAAAGUGGCUUUUAAAUCUCUGUUAUAAGGGAAGAAAUGAGACCACAAAGGAAUAUCAUAUCAAAGAUGGUCCUUGCUCUCAGCCCAGUGCUAGGGGCUUUAAGAAGUCACCCUGCUCUUUGCUCAGAAAUAGAGCAAGCGUUGCAGAAGUUUCUUUUUCCCUUCUCCAGCUGUUCUUCAAACUGCUGGAAAAGUGUGUUGUGGUCAGAGUGGGAAAGUGAGCCUGUGACCUGGCUAGAGGAAUUGGUAUCACCAUUGGUCUUUUCAUUGUCUUUGUUUAGAGCCAGCAGUGAGUUUAGUGCUGUACAAAACAUGGAGGAAGCAAUACUUCUAGGGAUGAUUGGAAGGUAGGGUGAGUAGCAUGGCUGAUUCUUCCAAGACAUCAUUAGCCAUGAGUUACCAUGUUGGUAGGAUGAAGUAAUGUUUUGCAUGAGCAAAACGGGGCUUUGUUCUAUGUUGCAAGCAGGUUUCUGUCAGUGGGGAUAUGAAUUAAAAACCUGGAAAUUAAAGAGGUGAUAAUUGUAUGGGCAGAUCUAUUGGUUUUAUUGUUGGCAGAAAAAAUAAUAUUGCAUUUUAUCUUUGCUAGAUUUAAGAAAGCAAAUCUGUAUUCCAAAUGUCUAGAAAUGUGAAACCUAAUUCUGACCUCCUUGGCUUCAAAUCUUCUUCCCUGUACUGUUGCAGAGACAGCUGUAAAAAGCAGCAUGGUCAGCAUUCAGGAGAACCUGGAGUGAAACCUCCAUCUUAGUCCCAUCAAGCUGUGGCAGCCCACAGUAUAGGAAAUAAACUCUGAAAUUUUUCAUGUUUUCACAUUCUCAUGAGAAAACAUUUGUGAAUUUGCAGUGCACAUGUUUCUUUUCUUUUCCUCAGCUAGGUUGCACCCCACCCUCUUUGAUUCUAAAGCACUAAUGAUGAAUACAUGCUUUUAAUGAAAUGUGGUUUUAAAAUAACAUAUUAAGAUGUUAAACCAAAAUUCAGUCUUUUACUGAGGGCCUCUCUCAGUGAGCUGCUCAGAUAACCACCAAAAUACCAGUGUUACGCUUCCUUGGGGACACGCCCCUUUGGGCAGGGUUCCUCCUGUCUUUUUAGAGUUGUUUUGACCCUUCUUCACCUCUUGUCCUCCCUUGGAAUUCUGGAGAUCCAAGGCAAGUUAAACUUUGCUGGAUUACUGCAAAGAUUUUUCUGACGAGUAUGUAGGAGUCAGGAACCUGGAGAAAGAGGAAGAUGUUUUGUUGUGCAGCUAAUUCAUUCGGCGCUUAGGCUUGCCUGGCCAACAAACUACCUCAGUAAAGUCCAUUCCCAAGCACUAUGGAUUCUGUAGUUUCUGGCAUUCAGAAGGCAAGAGGUCCAAAGAACUCUUCAGCAACCAGCUAGGUACUGGUCUCUGAGGACGUGGGAGCAAGCCUUGCAGUGACCUGCUGCUGGAUCCUUGUUUUCAGUGGUCAGACAUGGACCAGAAAGUGACCCAAAAAUCAGAUGGGAUCGGGAAAAGGGAGAGCUGCAGAUGUCUUGUCUCCAGGUUAUUGCUCUCUUGCUCAGAUCCUUCUUUAAGACUCAGUCCUGUUUCUAACUCCUACAGAAUGGAAUGUAAUACUUGAAAAGUACUAUGAGUCUCUCUAUCCUUUACCCUUAGCUCCCAUUUCCCUCCUGUUUCUCUCUUACCUGGGACAAGAACUUUCUGCAUCAUUGUGUCUUGUAUAGGCUGAGCACAUAGUUGAUCAACUUGCCAAUAAAGAAAAUUAUUUGUACCAUGCACUGGUAAGCUUGGUAAUUAAAGACCCAUGAAAAGACAAAUGCCUCUCCCAGAGGUUAAUUUAAUUGCGGGCUUGUAUCAGAAAACCAAGAGCUUACCUGUGUGAAAGUCUGUCUGUAUCCCUGUCAGUAUUACUAAAAUACCUGAGUAAUGAACAGAACAGAGGCUCGCCAAGAGCACAGCUGCUGUGGAAAUCACUGUGCUGUGCAAGUCCCUGGAGUGUAUCUCAUGUGAAUAGCCAGGCCAUGGCUUCCCAUCUCCCUGGGCCAGAGGUGGAUGUUGCAAGGGACAAAUUAAAGGACAGGAGCCUCUUUUGAGAAGUGGUACAGGGCUGGAGAUGGAAAGGAAGAGAGAAAAAGCAGGAGCAGCAAAGGAAACAAAGAUUAUGUGGGGUAAACCAGAACAGAGAGAAAAAAUAUGGAAAGACAUUAGGUGAGAAAGUGAGGGUAGGAAAAAUCCAGGAGUGAAGCAGGUCUCCCUUCUGAGUAGAUAGGUAUUUCUGUAGUUACAGGGUUUGAAAGUUCAGUGGAAAGAGUAGAACAAAACCACUCUUUUAUCCUACCUCAAUUUCUGACAUGGGUUGGUCUGUAUUCCAAAAGGAGCAGGUGUGGUGGGAGAAAAGAGCUACUUAGGUGCAGACUGAAAAGGCAGUAGGCACAAAGUCAUCCCUAGCUCUGCUUCUGCUGCUGAGUGAGCCCAUCCUGAUGAGAACCUUAUUUGACUUCCAAGCUACAACAUGGGGAUGAAGCAGAUCAAGCAGACCUUGAGGCAGCUAGAGCCGACUCUAAUCUGGACUGUAUUAAUUAAACAUUUUCUUGGCUGUAAACAUUCCCAAAACUAGCUAAAGGUUCAGCUCUGCUGAUGUGGUUGCACCUUCCUAGUUCAAGUGCUACAAUGAGCCUAGCUGAAACCAGCAUCCACUCCCAGAAGCCCUGGGUUCUGUGUGAGUGAAGGAGAUGAUAUGGAAUAGGAUGUGUGAUUCAGAUACUUCUCAGCCACCUCCUGGAGUAUCUGUGGAAGAUCCCUGCUCUCUGGGCUGUCAUAUAUGGCAGUUCUGUGCCAAAAUCCCUCUGUGUGAGCAAUGCCUCCCUGUUUUCUCAGGAUCUGGUUUCUUUAGGGACACAUGGAAAGGGGCAUUUCACCAGUGCAGCUAAACAAGGGACAUGUUUGUGUUAAGUUUAAUGUAACCUGUGAGGAGCUGAGGGCCUGCCUCUCGGCCACAUUGAGCAGCCAGACCAGGGGGCACCCUCCUGGGAAAACAGCUGUCCCAGCUCUCCUGUGUAACAAGGGAUAAGCUCUGUGCCUGUUCUUCUCUCUCUAGUAUCCAAGCAGGUGUCAAAGGCUUCAGAUGGAGAAACUCAGCCCACACCUUAGUUCUAGAAAAGAGGAAGCACUUAAGGACUUGGUUACUAUCAGGAGUGCCUGGUGAACUCAAAAGCCUUGAGAGUGUGGCCCUGUUGUGGGUGGAGAGCUGGCACAAAAAGGCAGCAGCACCAGUGAGCAGUAUUGAUCAGCUCAGCACCACCUUUUGCAUCUUUUUUUCUUUUUCCUAAAUUUAGACUGGCAAAAGUAAACCUCAACUUAUCCCUGCCCUUUUGUCACCAGCCUUCUUAUAUCUGUUCUGUUGGAAAACAAAUGAAGUAUGGUUGCCUUUGUGCUUUGAGAACACUUUUCUCAGUGAGCAAUCAGAACUUAGUGAGCCUUGGGGGUAUAGCUCAGGUGGGGAAGGGAAGCAGUGUCACAGGGCAGCUCCUGGGGCUGUGUUCUGUGACCACCCUUGAUUUUGGAUCCCUAGCACUGAGGUUUGAUACUGCAGCAGCACUGGGUACAUGCUGUGCACGUGCAAGGGCAGGGGUUCCCCUGGCUUGUUAUCCAAGUUUGUUAUUGGUGUCUCAGGUGGAGCCAGAAUUGCUGGGGUAGGAAAAGAGAUUGCUUUGUGCCUCAUGUUCCCCUCCGUAAGGCAGGUACUGGCAGUUCAGACUUUGGAAGAGCAGAUUUCCAUGGCUGCAGGCACUGGGGUAGGCACUGUUGAAAGAAGCCCCGUGCUGGGUGUGGUGGGAGGCUGCAUGUUUCUGCUUGUUCUGGGCUAAUGUGUAAUUUCUAAUCAUAGUCUUAUGUUUCUUCACUUAAAUUAUCACUGACAUCAAAACAGUGAUUGACUCUAGAGCCAGGCAGUGUCUUACCUGUCCACUCUCCCUUCCAGAAGGUGUGCUGUCUCUGAGUUGCUCCUGAUGUCAUAUGUGACAGGCAGCCAAGGCCCUCCUUAAGGAAGGUUUUUGCUUCUGCGUAAGCCUCUGAGACUCAGGCAGCACCACAGAAGCAGAGCCAGCAGCAGUCAUGUCCCACAAGCUGCUUCACUCUAAUUACAGCAGCAGGGUCCCCCCAGGUGCCAUCUUACAUGGUCAGAGGAGUCUUGGCUUCCUCUCACAGCCCCACAGAAGCAAAGCAUGUGUUCCAAACUCCACUGAGCAAAGAUUAAGCAAGGUAACAGCACAAAGCAGGGGAGCCUGCUAGUGCCGACCUGUCCAGGCUUCCAGGCUCCUGUGGAGGAAGGAAACAACUUUGCUGUGUCAGCAGCAGUGGACACAGGUGGUGCUGAGCUGCUGCACCUGCAAGAUCUGGUGCAGCACUGGGGUGGCUGCCUGUGCUGAGUUUUCUUUAGGGAGCUGACUGGCUCUACACUGCAAACAACUCCUCUGGCAUGUCUGCAGCUGAGGGCAGGAGGGUUGUGAAGGCAGCUCUGCUUGUUUAGGAGAAAAUACUCAGGCUUCAGUCACGGCUUCAUGUUCCUACGUUCACAGCAGCACAAUCUGUGUAGAUUUAUUAAUGCCACCAUCCCACCUGUGUGCCAUGCUUCGUCCCAUUCCCCCGUGCCCACCUGCUGUUUCACCAAGACUGAGCUGUAAAGUGGGAGUCGUGGCAUGUGCCUGGAGCAGGAGCUCACCCUGAAGGGCUCUGUGUCGGAGCCUGGUCCUUUCCCCAGUCUGUCUGAUUUCUCCAGGGGAUUUUGGUGACCAGCCCCCAGUUCCAGCAGUGCUGUCGCUCUAGCCAGGGGCCGGGGGCAGCUUCUCUCCCAGCUGGGUUUCUUAUGGCAAAGCCACAGGCUCUGUCCUCUGUGAGCCAGUGGCACCUGUGCUGUCCCAUUCCCCACCACUCUCCCUUCCUUGCAGGCCCUGGUGUAAAAUGCCCUUUCUGACUGGUACUGCUCUGUUGUCACAGAAUCACACCAUGAGAACACCCACUUGUGAACUGGUUUGGGAUUUUUAAAUAUCUCUAUUUUUUUUAGCCUGAUGCUCAUAGUGAUCUGCAGUAUCUGCUGCCUUCAAGUUCCUUGUGGUUUCAGUUUUGGUACAAAUGUGUUUAGAUUUUAGCAAAUUAAAGUUGGGGGGAGGGGGUACAGAGCAUCUGAUCAAUUUGUAUUUAUUUAUUUUAACAUUUUACUAAAUAAAACACAGUAAAAUA
This is a messenger RNA of Haemorhous mexicanus (house finch), 11454 nucleotides long. It is a transcript of the gene PHF21A, whose product is annotated as PHD finger protein 21A. Gene Ontology annotation, molecular function: chromatin binding. Gene Ontology annotation, cellular component: histone deacetylase complex. Bases 635 to 2695 code for a protein of 686 amino acids. The transcript is spliced from 19 exons. Lineage: Eukaryota; Metazoa; Chordata; Aves; Passeriformes; Fringillidae. The record is from RefSeq and is a predicted model, not a curated record. Gene Ontology annotation, biological process: negative regulation of transcription by RNA polymerase II.